UCGCCUGGAAUUCUCCGUCCUCGUGUUCCUAGGCUGGCGCGCAGAGUCUCCCCGCGAUAGCGGCGCCGCCGCCGCUCCCCGCGCCACCCCGCCGUCGGCCUUGGGGGUCGGGAUGCUGCGGCAGGUUCUGCACAGGGGCUUGAGGACGUGUUUCUCCCGGCUCGGCCACUUCAUUGCCAGUCACCCGGUCUUCUUCGCCUCGGCACCCGUGCUCAUCUCCAUCCUGCUCGGCGCCAGCUUCAGCCGCUACCAGGUCGAAGAGAGCGUGGAGCACCUGCUGGCGCCCCAGCACAGCCUCGCCAAGAUCGAGCGCAACCUCGUCAACAGUCUCUUCCCGGUCAACCGCUCCAAGCACCGGCUCUACUCGGACCUGCAGACCCCCGGGCGCUACGGCCGGGUCAUCGUCACCUCCUUCCAGAAAGCCAACAUGCUGGACCAACAUCACACCGACCUGAUCUUAAAGUUGCAUACUGCUGUGACCAAGAUCCAGGUUCCAAGGCCUGGUUUUAAUUAUACAUUCGCUCACAUAUGUGUCCUGAAUAAUGAUAAGAGCUGCAUCGUGGAUGACAUAGUGCAUGUCCUGGAGGAGCUCAAGAACGCUCGGGCCACCAACCGGACUAAUUUUGCUAUCACCUACCCGAUCACUCACUUGAAGAACGGGCGGGCAGUCUACAAUGGGCACCAGCUUGGCGGUGUCACCGUGCACAGCAAGGACCGAGUGAAAUCUGCAGAGGCCAUCCAGCUCACCUACUACCUGCAGUCAAUCAACAGUCUGAACGACAUGGUGGCUGAGAGGUGGGAGUCCAGCUUCUGUGACACUGUCCGACUGUUUCAGAAAUCAAACGACAAAAUCAAAAUCUACCCUUACACAUCCUCCUCGCUGAGGGAAGAUUUCCAGAAGACUAGCCGUGUAUCAGAACGUUACCUGCUCACCAGCCUGAUCCUGGUGGUCACCAUGGCUAUCCUCUGCUGCUCUAUGCAGGACUGUGUCCGCAGCAAACCCUGGUUAGGCCUGCUCGGGUUGGUGACCAUAAGUCUGGCCACUCUCACUGCGGCCGGGAUCAUCAAUCUUACCGGUGGGAAAUACAAUUCCACCUUCCUGGGAGUCCCUUUCGUCAUGCUAGGUCAUGGAUUGUAUGGGACUUUUGAAAUGUUAUCCUCCUGGAGAAAAACUCGAGAAGACCAACAUGUUAAAGAGAGAACUGCAGCCGUGUAUGCAGACUCCAUGCUCUCCUUUUCUCUCACCACUGCCAUGUACCUGGUCACCUUUGGCAUAGGGGCCAGCCCUUUCACGAACAUUGAGGCAGCCAGGAUUUUCUGCUGCAAUUCCUGUAUUGCAAUCUUCUUCAACUACCUCUAUGUACUCUCGUUUUACGGUUCCAGCCUGGUAUUCACUGGCUACAUAGAAAACAAUUACCAGCAUAGUAUCUGCUGCAGAAAAGUCCCAAAGCCUGAUGUACUGCAGGAGAAGCCGGCAUGGUAUAGGUUUCUCCUGACAGCCAGAUUCAGUGAGGAUACAGCAGCUGACGGCGAGGAAGCGAACACUUACGAGAGUCACUUAUUGGUAUGUUUCCUCAAACGCUACUACUGUGACUGGAUAACCAACACCUAUGUCAAGCCUUUUGUAGUUCUCUUUUACCUUAUUUAUAUUUCCUUUGCCUUAAUGGGCUAUCUGCAGGUCAGUGAAGGGUCAGACCUUAGUAACAUCGUAGCAACUGCGACGCAAACCGUUGAUUAUACUACUGCCCAGCAAAAGUACUUUAGCAAUUACAGUCCAGUGAUUGGAUUUUACAUAUAUGAGUCAAUAGAGUACUGGAACGCCACCGUUCAAGAAGAUGUGCUGGAAUACACCAAGGGGUUUGUGCGGAUAUCCUGGUUUGAUAGCUAUUUAAGUUACCUUCGGAAACUCAAUGUGUCCACUGACUUGCCUAAGAAAAAUUUCACAGACAUGCUGAGAAAUUCCUUCCUGAGAACACCUCAAUUUUCACAUUUUCAAGAGGACAUCAUCUUCUCUAAAAAGUACAAUGAUGAGGUGGAUGUGGUGGCCUCCAGAAUGUUUCUGGUGGCUAAGACCAUGGAAACAAGGAAAGAAGAACUCAGUGAUCUCCUAGAAACCCUGAGGAGACUCUCUGUCACCUCCAAGGUGAAGUUUAUUGUCUUUAACCCAUCCUUCGUGUUCAUGGAUCGAUACGCCGCCUCUCUGGGAGGCCCCCUGCACAACUCCUGCAUCAGUACUUUGUUCUUGCUCUUCUUCUCAGCAUUCCUUGUGGCAGAUUCGCUGAUCAAUGUCUGGCUCACUCUCACUGUUGUGUCUGUGGAGUUUGGAGUGAUAGGUUUCAUGACAUUAUGGAAAGUUGAACUGGACUGCAUUUCUGUGUUAUGCUUAAUUUAUGGAAUUAACUACACAAUUGAUAAUUGUGCUCCACUGUUAUCCACAUUUGUUCUGGGCAAGGACUUAACAAGAACGAAAUGGGUGAAAAACGCCCUGGAAGUGCAUGGGGUAGCUAUCUUACAGAGCUACCUCUGCUAUCUUGUUGGUCUGAUUCCUCUCGCAGCUGUGCCUUCAAAUCUGACCUGUACACUGUUCAGGUGCUUGUUUUUAAUAGCAUUUGUCACCUUCUUUCACUGCUUUGCCAUUUUACCUGUGAUACUGACUUUCCUGCCACCUUCUAAGAAAAAAAGGAAAGAGAAGAAAAAUCCUGAAAACCAGGAAGAAAUUGAGUGUGUUGAAAUGGUGGAUAUCGAUAGUACCCGAGUGGUUGACCAAAUUACGACAGUGUGAGAGCUGCUUGUUAUAUUUUCACCCUAGGUCUUAUCAAGAAUGAAGAGAUUAUGUUAAUGAAACAAUUUCAGAGUUGUUCUUUAAGGAGAAGAAGCAAGCAUUGCCAAAAAACCGUAAAUAACAAGGGGGGAAAUGGGCAUUGCAAAUUUUCAAUCUUUAAAACAAAAGGGUUGUUAUUAGAAAAAUAACACACAUGCGCACACACACACACACAAACACACGCACACCAACUCUAGGAGACUUACAGUCUCUUAAACUAAGAUCAAAUAAAAGAAAGCGUAUUAGCAAGCAGAAUCCUAUUUAAUUCACACUGUAGAUGUUGCUGGUAUUGUGACCAAAACUUACUGAUUGAAGGGUCAGCUGUCAAGGCAGAAAUAGCUUUAAGCAAUGUUCAAAGAAUAAGGCUUCCAGAACAUCUGUGGAGCAAUAGCUCUAGGCAGGGUCUGUAUUUUGAGGUCUUUGCUGGCUUAUCCAGCUUCCCCAAGACCCAAGGAGAUGCUUGUAGAAGUUCUGAUCAUUGAAAGCAAGUCAGAACCUCAGAAACAGGCACAUACUAGAGUGGCCAUCAUGCAUGGGCUGAAAUUUAGUCACCCCUACACUCACUCAGUGGAGGCAGUUUUGUUGUCUAGAAUGAACUUGUCAUAAUCCUCCAUCAAUACACUGUUAACAUUUAUAUGGUUUGGUUAAUGUACCAUUAAACCAGUGACAGCUCCAGCAUUGCAAAACUGGGGCAAUUCUGUUUUGGAAUGUCUUGUUACUUGUCACUAAACAGAUCUGCUUUAUUAGUUACAGCUUUUAGCAGGAGGCUCUGAGUACUCCAAACCACAAUGCCAAACCCAAAUCCUCUGCUGUGAUGGAAAAGAACAGGUGUCUACUUGAACCCAAAGACAGUGUCUCCGUUCUGACAAAACACAAAUGGACAGCGGAUACAGCUGUUUGUGGUGUGGCCCUACUACAUGUAGCGUGGGUGCCCAGAAACAACUUCUGCCUACGCAGAGCUGAGAAAGAAGAAACGAACACAGAAAACAGCUUUCAACCUGUACUGUGAAUCAGCCUUCGUGGAAAGAUAUGCCUGCUUCAAAGCCUAAUGGAGAAAAGAAAGUUCUUUGGUGAGUAUAAGUCCUGAAAA
This is a messenger RNA of Sorex fumeus (smoky shrew), 3911 nucleotides long. RefSeq names its product patched domain containing 1 (gene PTCHD1). Bases 113 to 2782 code for a protein of 889 amino acids. Gene Ontology annotation, biological process: chemical synaptic transmission; cognition. Lineage: Eukaryota; Metazoa; Chordata; Mammalia; Eulipotyphla; Soricidae. The transcript has 4 exons. The record is from RefSeq and is a predicted model, not a curated record. Gene Ontology annotation, cellular component: plasma membrane; synapse.